Messenger RNA from Zonotrichia leucophrys gambelii, 3819 nucleotides. RefSeq lists its product as uncharacterized. Gene Ontology annotation, biological process: proteolysis. Lineage: Eukaryota; Metazoa; Chordata; Aves; Passeriformes; Passerellidae. The record is from RefSeq and is a predicted model, not a curated record. Gene Ontology annotation, molecular function: aspartic-type endopeptidase activity; nucleic acid binding; zinc ion binding. The transcript has 9 exons.
AUGAAAAGGUUGGUGGCAGUGGUACAGGAGGAAAGGCAGAGGAAACACAACCAGGGCCCACCGAGACAAGGACCACCUCGGUUGGGCAGGAACCAGUGUGCAAUCUGCAAAAGAAUUGGUCACUGGAAAGACCAAUGCCCAGAACGAAGAAGGAGUGACCAACAGAUGGCUGCACACGUACAAAACAACUGAGGAGGACCGGAGGAUCCUGCCCCAGCGGAUCCACUGGUUAUAACAAUGAGGCUGGGGGAAGAAGGGAAAAGGGUGGAAUUUUUGGUUGACACAGGAGCUACAUAUUCAGUCCUAAAUAAAGCUUUAGUGCCUGUGGAAAAUGAUUAUGUUGUAGUGCAGGGGGCAACUGGCCAGUCUGAAAGGGCAUAUUUUUGUAAACCUUUGAAGUACAAAUUGGGAAAACAAUGGGUUAUUCAUAAGUUCUUAUACAUGCCUAAUUCACCAAGGGCACUCUUGGGGAGAGAUUUAUUGGAACAAUUACAAGCCACCAUUAUAUUCAAAAAUGGGGAAAUUACUCUGGAGGUGAAUGAUCAAAAGUACAUAGAGGCACUAAGUUUAACUCUGACUGCUACUGGCAUUAAGGAAGAAAUUGAUGAGGAAAUAUUAAGUCAGGUAUUUCCUGGGGUGUGGGCCUCUGAUGUGCCAGGAAGGGCAAAAAAUGCCUCUCCCAUAGUAAUCAAACUCAAGGAGGGAGCGCAGCCAGUGAGAAUCAAGCAGUACCCCCUAAGGAAAGAGGAUAGGGAGGGAAUCAGCUCAAUAAUCGAAAAUUUUCUGCAACUAGGAUUGCUGAAGGAAUGCCAAUCUGAUUUCAAUACUCCCAUCCUGCCUGUUCGGAAAUCUGAUGGGACAUACCGGAUAGUACAGGAUUUAAGGGCUAUCAAUAAAAUCACAGAAGAUCUGUAUCCGGUUGUAGCCAAUCCAUACACUUUAUUAACUUGCCUAACACCUGAGCUAACCUGGUUCACUGUUCUAGAUUUAAAGGAUGCCUUCUUUUGCCUCCCCAUCCAUGAAGCCAGCCAAAAAUUCUUUGCAUUCGAAUGGGAAAGCCCUAAAAGUGGGCGCAAAACCCAGCUCACAUGGACCAGACUACCACAAGGUUGGAAAAAUUCCCCCACCCUGUUCGGGGAACAACUUGCAAAGGAUCUGGAAUCCUGGGAAGCCCCACAGGAAGAAGGAAGGCUUUUGCAGUAUGUCGAUGACCUUCUACUGGCCACUCAGACAAGGGAAGCAUGUGUGGCCUGGACAGUAAGCCUUUUGAAUUUCCUAGGACUCCAAGGAUACAGAGUAUCCAAGAAAAAGGCACAGAUAGUGAAACAGCAAGUAGUCUACCUGGGGUACGAGGUGAGUGCUGGGCAACGGACUUUAGGGCAGGCUCGCAAGGAAGCCAUAUGCCAAACCCCAAAACCCCAGACAAUAAAGGAACUCCGAACGUUCCUAGGCAUGGCAGGGUGGUGCCGGCUGUGGGUUUAUAAUUAUGGACUGCUCGUCAGACCCCUCUAUGCUCUUAUUGCCAAUGGAAACAGAGAUCUCCAGUGGACGAAAGAAGCAACACGGGCCUUUCACCAGCUAAAGGAUGCUCUCAUGUCAGCUCCAGCUUUGGGACUUCCAGAUGUGAGUAAACCAUUCUUCCUAUUUUCCCAUGAGAAACAGGGAAUUGCCCUGGGAAUACUGGCUCAAGACUUGGGUCCAUACCGAAGGGCAGCUGCUUACCUCUCUAAGCAACUAGAUGCAACAGCCAAAGGAUGGCCAGGUUGCCUCAGAGCUGUAGCAGCAGUUGUGCUGAACAUCCAAGAGGCACGCAAGUUUACCCUGGGACAAAAAUUGACUGUGCUAGUGUCCCACACAGUUGGAAAUCAAGGAGAGGCAGUACACCACGAUUGCCUGGAGACCAUUGAAGCUACCUACUCCAGCCGCCCAGACUUAAAGGAUACCCCCCUGGAUGACGCAGAGACCUGGUUCACUGAUGGGAGCAGCUACGUUGCCGAUGGGAAGCGAUAUGCUGGAUAUGCAGUGACCACCUAUAGAGAGGUAAUCGAGUCUGGACCCUUACCAACAGGCACCUCUGCGCAGAAGGCCGAGAUAAUUGCCCUGACCCGUGCCUUGGAAAGGGCAAAAGGGAGGAGAAUAAACAUCUACACAGACUCGAGGUAUGCAUUCGGAGUUGUACAUGCACAUGGGGCCAUCUGGAAGGAGAGGGGGCUGCUGACCUCACAGGGAAAGAACAUCAAACAUGCACAAGAAAUAAUCCAGCUGCUGGAAGCAGUUCAGCUGCCUGAAAAGGUAGCAAUUAUGCACAUUAAGGCACACCAAAAAGUGAGCUCAGAAUUGGAAGAAGGAAAUGAGCUGGCGGAUAGAGAGGCAAAAGAAGCAGCAAAAGGGGAGGUAGCUACUGAAGGAGUCCUUAUCCCAGAUGGACAAAUCUCCCUUGAAGGCUUCACCAGCUCGCUCAGCUCAGAGGAGCUGUCAGAGGAGAAAACGCUGCCUGAGACCAAAGGAUACCCCAACCCCACGGUUUUGCACCAGAUCCCGGACACAUUCCUUCCUGUGCUCCUUGGUGGCCCUGGGGAGGCUCCAGAGCCCUCCGUGUGUGGGGGACAGCUGCUGCAGCACCGCUGCGCCUGCAUGCGAGCAGCGCCCGAGGAGCAGCUGCACCAGUUCAGAGUGAAACUGAUGAACCAAGGAGCUCUUGAUGCUCCCUUCACCUGUCUCCCUUCAGCCACCAACGUGGGCUUGUGCUUCAAGUUUUACCCCAAGGAGGGCAUCAUUGCCGCAGGUGGGAGCCAGAGUGUGCAGAUCUUCUUCAGUGCCACCGAGCUGGGGAGCUUUGAGGAGGAGUUCCAGUUCAGUGUGGCUGGAUCUCCUGUGCCUGCCAUGCUGACCAUCAAGGGCAGCGUCAGUGCACCGAGUUUACAGUUCGACCUCACUGAGCUCGACUUCGGGGACAUCUCCUUUGGCUUUCCCUACACGCAGCGCUGCCGCCUCACCAACAGCUCCACGGUGCCCCUGACGUUCCAGCUCCGCAUGUCGGACGAUGGCACGCAACCGGCUGUGGACAGCGUGGAUCAGAUCCGCAGGGACACCGACCCGGCCUGGAGGAAGGGAAUCCAUUUCUAUGUGGAGCCCAGGGAGUUCACCAUCAAUCCCAGCCAAGGCACCAUCCUCCCCCAGGGACACCAGGACAUCGAGCCACGCCGAAAGAGGACAACAGGACUGGCCAACUUGGACCUCCAGGACAGCUGGCUACCAGGACCAGAGGGAUCAGCUCAGGACCAGCGACGCGGAGGAGCAGCAGAGCACCGGACUGACAAGAAGCUGAGGACUGGGACCAUGGAGGACAAAUCCCCACAGCAGAACCUUGUGAAAGAGGCUGUUAUGAGUGACUCCAGGGCACUGGAAUCCAACAGGGAGGAAACUCCCCAGAGAUCCCACAGGAGGAGGGGCUCCAAACCCAGCCCAGGGUGCUCUGAGGAGGAAAGACCCUCCCUGAGCCAGGAAGGUGGACAGAGCUCAAGCCAGGGCUCAGAGAUGGUGGUCCAUGAGCAGCUUCAUGGUGGCAAGAAUCCCCACAAGUGCUUGCAGUGUGGGAAGAGCUUCAGGCAGAGCAGCACCCUGAUCAGCCAUCAGAUGAUCCACACUGGUGAAUGGGCCUAUGAGUGUGGGGAGUGUGGGAAGGGCUUCAGCUACCGGUCAGAACUCAUCAGGCACCAAGGCAUCCACACUGGGGAGAGGCCCUACGAGUGUCCCCAGUGUGGGAAGAGCUUCACCAGCAGCUCUAACAUGACAAAACACCAACGGAGGAGCUACUAA